AUGUGGAGUCCAACGAAGAACGAAACUCCUUACGUGGGAACAUGUGUGUUAAGAAAUGUCGGCAGUUGCUGGGAAAUGUAAGUAAAUCAAUUGUCUUUACGCAGAUCUUUUACACUGUCUAUUAUUACUGUUAUAAAUCUCCCUUAUAGCCUUAUACUACGGUGGCAUAUCUGAUUUUUAGACCAUUCUUUGCGAGUUUGCGUUGCCAAAAAGUUACGCCCUAUUUUCCCGCUGAAACGGAUGCUAAUAUUCAAGACCACUUGUUGACAUAUCAUCUAGGAAUUUGCAAUAUAACCUUGUUCCAAUGCCAGAUUCAAGUUGUACAGAUGUUAUGCAUACAAGAUAUUUAUGAUGUUAUGUGAACAGCUCAUUUUAUUCCCUUAUACUAUAAGAGUGUGGGGAAGUAAUAUUCAAAAUUCAAAUAUUUAUUUCAUUUACUGCCUCGCUUGAAAAAUUCGUACUGAAUAAUAUCUAUAUUGUUAACCCUUGACCUUGUUCUUAUCAAUUUCCUCUUCAAUAUCAAGUUGCAUCAAAGUUUUGGCUGAGUGACAAUAUUGAAACAAACAUGCGUAAUAUAUAAACAGUUUGAGACUGAUAAAACUAAUCGAUUCUACGGUUUUGCUGAAGACAUUUAUGACUAUAUGGCUUCUCGUAGAACAGCGCUAAUGGCGGUGCUGUUUUUGUUGGGAUUAAAAUGUCAAGAAAUCAUCGUUGAAUCGGAUUGUUCUUAUAAAUGUCGAAGCACAACAGGAACAGUUCAAGUAAGAUAAUAGCCCUAAUACAAUACAUUGUUUCGUAUUUGUAUUAAUUGUAUUGUAUUGAAUUAGAAGGAAGAGCUAGUUAUAAUUGUCAUAAACAUCUGAUUAAUUAAUACCUAUUCUAUUGGUCAUUUCUGUGUAAACUAUAAUUGCCUAUUGGUAGCCUGCGUAGCUGGCGGUUUUAAGGAUUGGGGUUUGAGGCGCGGGCACCGAAAAUUAGGGAGGCGAGGAUUUUCGGAGCCACGCAGGCGUACAAGGGGGGCAUGGAAAACCAUGGAAAUUCGGGCAUAUGUUAGGAAAAAUCAAGAAAAUUUGCAUGGACACAUUUAUCAAAAAAAUGUGUUAAAAUACAAUCCUCUAUUAAAAAUUCGGGCAAACUUUCAACUGCCACCCCCUCCUCCCCCCGGAAAGCAUCAGCCCUGUAGGCCUAUGAACAUAAUUAUAAUAAACGUAUAUACCAGUAUAUACGUUUAUUAUGGGGGGGGGGGGUGUCGGAGGAUUUUACCUCAAAUUUGAUCUUCAAUAUUAAAAAUUUACCCGAAGUGUAAUGAUUAUAGUAAAGCUUUUUCCGAUUGAUUUCCUCUGUCACACUAAGCUUCCAAAGAAAAGGGGGCCCCCCAAAUUUUUACAUUUUUGAAGCUCCAGGAUUGCAUUUCAGGCGUUUUCUAAAGCAAAUUCGCAAACGAAUUGGAUCUAAAUUGACUGUAUUCUACAAAAAUGGUUAUCACUUCACAAAAAAUAACGACUUUAUUACGCAAAUUUUACCUGAAAAUGUCAAAAUUUAAACUUGGAUUUUACCUGAUUUUUACCGGAGUUUCACCGUUGGGGGGAUUUACACUCCCCCCCCCCCACACACACACCCGGUCGCUACGUCCCUGGAUGCAUAUAUGUGUUGACAGGACGGUUAACAUAUUUGUAUCAAAGUUAGAAUAUACUAACUACGAUUAGUUGUCAAUAUAAUUAUUCAUUCCAUAUUCAUUCCACAGUAAGAAACAAUGUAAAUGACGUGAAUGCACAAUGCAGAUAGGCCGAAAGCCAAUUGCAGAACCAGAUGACAAUAAUUUUGAAGGAAAUAACACAAUUAUAUCUUGAUUUUGUUCAAAAUCUGUUCAUGUUUUCAAAAUAAAAGGACAGCACACUCAUUAGCCAUUAUCAAGCCAAAGAUAUGGGGUUUGAAUCGAUUGCUGACACUUCGUCACUCGAAGAACUUGAGGACUUCAUUGAUAGCGCAUAUUAUAUUGCGAAUGUCGCAGCCACGCCGAAUUUUGCUCAGACAGCCAGCUUUUCUACACCAUUUCAAUAACGAGCUGAUGAUAUCCCGACUAUAGCCGAGGCACAACUCCUUACAUUUAAAGAAAAAAUAGAAUCGCAAAUAGAAAAAUUGUUGACUAAAGUGUCUGAACAAAAUCAUAUUAUUGACACAAAUAAACAAGAGCUGUGCCGAUUAGGAAACGAGAAUUUGAAUUUAAAGUCACGCAUUACCGACCUAGAGGAGAAAAUGAUGAUUAAAGACUCGGCUUCCAUAACCUUUUCAAGUCCCUCAAAGCCAUCUUUACAAGAUAAGAAGUCCUUUAACAGUCCUGACAAUGUAAAUCCCCAACACGAUGAAUCAACUAAAAUAAAUUAUCAACCCCAGUUAAUGUAGAUAACCUGCCCGCUGAGGAAAGUUUCCCUACAGUUAUCAUUGAAAUAAAGAACAAUGCCCUAUUAUCCACACAACAAUCUAAGACUACAAUCAACUCCUUCAAAAAAGAUUACUCAUUAAGCCUGAACCGUGAGCCUUUUCAGGCUAAGAAUGUUUUAAACUAUUUGCCCUUAUGCGAAGAUCUAAGUAUAAUCGAAGAUGUUUCUGCAAACCUCACUUUUGACGAAAAUGAAUUAGAUCAGCGUGAGCAGGAUUUAUCCGAUGGGUGUCAACAUUUCAAGCAACGUGGGAAGCAAGGCAUAUGUAGGAAUUGCAAUCGAUCCUAUGCAAAAACCGUGUUAAGCCUUGAUGCCCUUAACCCUGACCAGGUGAAUCCCCGAUCGGAUAGGUCAAUCAGCGAGUCAAAUCUAAAGCAUUCUUCGUCCCCUCAUCUUCCAGCCCCGAGACCCUCAAGUCUCUUAGACACGGUCAAGUUACAAACCCCUUAGGGUUUCGAAGGCACCAUUGUAGCCGGUAUCCUUUUUUAAAACGUUGUCGUGUCAUUCCUUCGUAUCGGACAGCCCACCGCCACCACUCUCUAGAGUGGUUGGCCCAUCUCCACACAGUGGCCUGUUUGACGAGUCAGCAGCAGACAAUAUGAUGAAAAUACUUGUUAGAAUCACUUCACGUCAGAGACCAUCACGUCAGAGACUAUCAUAUCAACUAACCAUUAAUAAUUCUUCUAGUGUUAACAAUAACUUGCAAAAUAGAAAUCUUGUUCGUGUUCCUUUGUCCAACCCUGCCUCUCCAAACGCUUCCGCACUCUCGUGGUCACUCACGUCGAAAACCACUAAUGAUACGGCCUCAGCCCAUUUAACAAAAAAGUCAGAUAACAGCCUCAGUACCCUUCCAGGUCUCAAACUGGUCCACCUAAACAUCCGCUCUCUGAAAAAUAACGCCCAUUUUUUAGAAUUACGUACGUUUACCAAAUUUAACAAAAUUGACGUCCUUACAGUAUCAGAGACAUGGUUAAAUACCUCCGUCACGAACAAGGAAAUAGAAAUCGAAGGUUAUAAGCUACAUCGUUUAGACCGACUGCACAAGAAAGGGGGCGGGGUAUGUGCUUACAUACGAAAAGAUAAAAAAUCUAAAUCACUGUUGGUCUGUGUCUCUUAUCGACCCCCAGACAGCCCGCUUGACUGCUUCGAAAAAUAUUUUAAACCUAAUUAUGUUCAUGCUCUGACGAUGGGAAAGUUGAUCAUUCUUCUUGGAGACCUAAACUGCGAUAUGCUUAAGCCCACACCUGGAUCAGCGUCUUUGAUCAAGACGACAAAAGAACUCAACCUUAACCAGUUAAUAAAAUCACCAACAAAAAUUACUGAAUCCAGUCAGACCCUCGUCGACGUUAUUUUCGUAUCCUCGCCAAGACUAGUAGUCAACAGCGGCGUCAUAGAAACCUGUAUCAGCGAUCAUUUCCCUGUGUAUGUAUCACUAAAACUUAAAACCGAUAAAUCUCCACCAAACUAUAUCACUACCCGCAGCUACAAUAAAUACGACCCUGAUUUGUUCGCGAUCGAUCUGGCAUCCAACCGUGAUCGUCUUGUUUCCAUUUUCAGAAUGGACAAUGUUGAUGAAAAACUAACCAUUUUUAAUGAAAUAUUUUUAAAUACAUUGGAUAAACACGCCCCAGUAAAGACCAUAAAAGUACGCGGAAAAUCUUGCCCAUUUAUCACCCCGGAAAUAAAAGCAUCCAUGAUCAAAAGAGACCAGCUCCACAGUCUUUUCAGGAAAACACGUGAUCAUUAUGAUUGGCUUAAUUUCAGAGAGGCCCGCAAUUUUACAAAAACCGCACUUGUUAAUGCACAGAAAGAAUAUGUACUGAAGGAAGUUCAGCAACACAGAAACAAUACUGGGUCACUUUGGAAGGUAAUUAAAGAAAAUAUAGCGUAUAGGGAAAGAGAGUCGGUGGUCUACAGUAAGGAACCGAAAUUAGUGGCCGAAGAGUUUAAUCAUUUCUUUUCCACCAUUGGUGUGAAUGCAGCAAAGAAAGCCUCAACACUAAUACAAGAUCCUAGUGUUUAUCCAGCUCGGAAUCUUUCUGACGUAAAUCGCACAGAUAACAGCUACCCUGAAGAAAAUGAUAGAUUUAGUUUCACCCCAGUCUCUUGUUCAGAAAUAAGGAACAUCAUAUUUGCUAUGCCGUCAAACAAAUCACCCGGCAAAGACAAAGUGAGUAUGCGUGUCAUCAAACACAGCCUACCGGUAAUUCUUGGGCCCCUCACCGAUAUCAUUAACUGUUCACUGUCGUCAUCUUCGUUCCCUAUAGCAUGGAAAGAAGCAGAAGUUAUCCCUUUGUUAAAGGAUGGAAACCACGAGGAAGCAUCAAAUAACCGCCCACUUUCUCUCCUUACCUUUCUUUCGAAAAUUUGUGAAAAAAGUCGCCUUGAAUCAAUUUGGUUCGUAUCUAAUGAAGAACAAAAAAUUGUCAACCCACCAGAGCGGGAACAAGAAACAUCACUCAUGCGAAACAUUGAAUCUUUUGACCGGAGAUACUAUCCUAAAGGCCAUGGAUGA
Paramuricea clavata is the source of this 4956-nucleotide messenger RNA. NCBI's taxonomy places the organism in Eukaryota, Metazoa, Cnidaria, Anthozoa, Malacalcyonacea, Plexauridae. The record is from the annotation of a GenBank genome assembly.